Messenger RNA from Panicum hallii, 1695 nucleotides. RefSeq lists its product as uncharacterized. Gene Ontology annotation, biological process: proteolysis. Gene Ontology annotation, molecular function: aspartic-type endopeptidase activity. The record is from RefSeq and is a predicted model, not a curated record. Bases 139 to 1371 code for a protein of 410 amino acids. The transcript has a single exon. NCBI's taxonomy places the organism in Eukaryota, Viridiplantae, Streptophyta, Magnoliopsida, Poales, Poaceae.
GGGAUCGCCGGAUCUCCAUUCCCGUGUGGAAGAUCAGUGAGAUCUGUGACAGGCGUGCACUAUAUAAGAAGCGCGAGUAGCAUAGCAGCAUACGCACUCACGCACCCACCAGCAAGCAGGUUAAGCUCCGCAUCGAUCAUGAAGAUGCCACGGCCCAUGCCGCUCCUCAUCGUCUUGGCCAUCUCGGUGCUCGCGCUGGCGUGGCCAGCCUCGUGCGCCGACCUCGUGCUCUUCCCGGUGGCCAAGGACCCGGCCACCUCCCUCUACACCAUCCACACCAGGCACGGCGCCAACCACGUCAUUGACCUCGCCGGCCCGCUCCUCUGGUCCACCUGCGCAAGGGACCACUUGCCGGCGGCCUUCUCGUGCAAGGACCCGGUCUGCAAGCUCGUCAACGCCUACCGUGCCCCAAGCUGCCGCAUCGCCGGUCAGCGCUGCAAGAAGCAGUGCAGGGCGUACCCGUACAACCCCAUCACCGGGCAGUGCGCGGCCGCGGACCUGAUCCACACCAGGCUCGUCGCCAACACCACCGACGGCAAGAACCCGCUGCAGCAGGUCUCUGUCCGGGCCGUGGCGGCGUGCGCGCCCAGGAACAUCCUGGCGUCGCUGCCCAAGGACGUCACGGGCGUCGCGGGGCUCUCGGCGUCCGGUCUGGCGCUGCCGGCGCAGGUCGCGGCCUCGCAGCGCGUCGCCAGAAAGUUCAUGCUCUGCCUCCCGAGGCGCGGCGAGGGCGUCGCCAUCUUCGGCGGGGCGCCGCUGUUCCUCCAUCCGGAAUCAUCGACCGGGGACCUCACGACGACGCUGGCGUUCGCCCCGCUACGCAGCAAGAGAGGCAACCCCUUGUACUACAUCCCGGUGCAAGGUAUCGCCGUGAACCAUGCGCAGGUGCCGCUCCCCGCGCACGCGCUCACCGCCGGCGGCGUCGUGCUCUGCACCCGGGUGGCGUACACCGCGCUCCGGGCGGACGUGUACCGCCCUGUCGUCGACGCGUUCGACAGGGCCCUGGCGCGGAACGACGCCAAGGUCCCGGCGGUGGCGCCAUUCGAGCUCUGCUACCGGUCGAGCAUGCUGUGGAACAGGCUGCUCGGGUACGCCGUGCCGGACAUCGCCCUGGUGCUCGAGGGUGGGAAGAGCUGGACGUUCGUCGGCAGCAACUCCAUGGUGGACGUGAACAGCCAGACCGCGUGCCUCGCCUUGGUCGAGAUGAAGGGGGUGAAGGCCGGGGACCCCAGCGCGGCGGCGGUGGUGGUCGGAGGGUUCCAAAUGGAGAACCACCUGCUGCAGUUCGACCUGGAGAAGAAGCAGCUCGGCUUCGCCAAGGUGCCGUUUUUGUCGGCGUGCAGUAACUUCAACUUCACCAAGACCCAGUAAAAUGCGAAUUUCUAGUAAGCAAGUGUCGGCUCAGUAAGAGUGCAGUGGAUUCUUCUCCUUCUCGGACCUCGAUCAUGGCCAGGGGCGAAGCCAGCCGCAAAUGUCACCGGGGUCUUCAUGUUUAUGCAAUGAGGUCUUCUGUUAGCGUCACAGUAGAUUACUAAAGGAUUUAUCAAAUUUUAUCGGGGUCUUGUGACCCCAAUGCUAAUGGGCAGCUCCGCCCCUGAUCAUGGCAUGUUAGUGACCUGCCAAGUCUGUGACUGUUUAAUAAGUACUAUAGCUUGGUUGAAUGAUCAUGUGCGCACCUAUAACAAAUUUCUGGAA